This is a messenger RNA of Capsicum annuum, 1372 nucleotides long. Its product is annotated as CRIB domain-containing protein RIC10. The record is from RefSeq and is a predicted model, not a curated record. The coding region runs from base 231 to 902 and encodes 223 amino acids. The transcript is spliced from 5 exons. Lineage: Eukaryota; Viridiplantae; Streptophyta; Magnoliopsida; Solanales; Solanaceae.
AAAUUUCCACCCUCCCACGCACCCCCUUUGUAGUUAGUACCUCAUUCUUUGUAAACAAAGCUCAACCCCUUUCUUUUUGGGAGGUUUUCGUGGCUGUCCACCUCUAACUUCUCUCUUUCCCUUCUUGUCCUAAUUCUUCUUCAACUCUCCUUUUCUACCAUUUCCCACCUAUCUCACUUCUUCUUUUUGGAUUUUUAUCAGCUGCUCUCUCUGGCCUCUAUUGUUUUUGCAUGGUUGGUUUCUUGGUUGUUACAUUUUUAUUAUGCCUAGGACACUUGAAAGAGGACAGUGGGCAAUGUAGCAGGAAGUUGAGGACAAUUAAUAACCCUUUCUUUUGUAUCAGCUUUUAUCAAGAAAGGCAAAGGAAUUGGCCCUUCUAUCUGUAUUCUGUUUCAUCUCUGAGCAGAGGGUGGUUGUUGUUGUUGCAUUGGGGAUUUACACACUCUUCUUCUAUGGGAACCAAAAUGAAGGGGAUCUACAAAUACAUUUCUAAUAUUUUUGUUGUGAAGGAGAGGGAGAUAGAGAUUGGAUAUCCAACUGAUGUUAAGCAUGUGGCACAUAUUGGUUGGGAUGGACAAUCAGGCAGUGCACCUAGUUGGAUGAAUGAAUUCAAGACUGGGCCUGAAUUUGCAGCAACUUCUAUUGGUAAUUCUGGUUCUGCACAUUCUCCAUGGGCAUCUCAAGAUUACACAGAGUCAAUGAGACAGCAACAAACAUCUGAUCUUUACAGGGAUGUAACACCUUCAGUGGUUCCUAAGAAACAGAAGCGGAGGAUGAAGCCCAAAUCGACAUCCUCUCCCAGGUCUGGUUCAUCAUCCUCAUCUAGGUCAUCACGAGCAGAAAAAUCCAAGGCUAAAUUUGUCGAAGGCAAUGCUAAACCACUAAACAUAGAAGUGGCUUAAUGUUACAAACCUGUAGCUCAAACUGGGGAGAAUUCUGUCAUUGCCUAGCUAUCGGAGUUGUUCAUAGUCCUCAUGAAAGGAUUGAAGAGAAACGCGAGGAGGGUAUAGAAACUUGAGUAGUUGUAGAGAGUGUUACACCGCAAAUGUUAUAAAGUAAUAUGGAAGAAAACAAAAAAAGUAGUAGGAGGGCUUAGAGAUGUGAAAUACAAGGUGAAAAACUUUAGAACUUCCAAAACUAUGACUAUGUUUUGGGAGAGUGAUAAAUUCUUUUCUUUCUUUUUUUAUUUCGCUAUUUAUUUUUCUCGUAGUUUUAUCGUUCCUCUUCUUGGAACUACAACGAGGAAGGAUCGUGUAAAGAGUUGAAUCAUUUAGUGUAUUGGUUUAAGAUUGUACUAAUGCUAAUUAUUUGAUUUGAACAAACUCCAGGGAUUCUCUCAUCAUCCUGGUUUUCCUGUUCUUGAUUUGUUCUA